UUCAUUCUUCUUUCUCUCAUUCAUUUUGUUCGCACGCCUCAUCGGCGAUGCGUGUAAAAUUGUGAUGGCAUAUUUUAUCACUUUUGUAAACUUACCAUUUUUAUGAUAUUUAUGUGGUCAAUAGUCUUGGUAGUAUAAUUUAAUCUUAUUUAUUUUAUUUCCGCAAAAAUGGCGAAUCAAUCUCAAAAAAUUGUGUAUAAACUCGUUUUGACGGGAGGACCUUGCGGCGGCAAAACUACGGGUCAGUCUCGCCUGUGCACUUUCUUCGAAAAUCUAGGAUGGAAGGUGUUCCGGGUGCCGGAAACGGCUACCGUCCUUCUCAGUGGCGGUGUGAAGUUUGCAGAUCUGACCCCGGAUGAAGCAGAAUCUCCGAGCAGUAUUAGUUGUGCAAAGGACUGCAUGAGAUGCACCGCUGCAGCGGUUGCUCAGGCCUCUGAAGGUAGCAGUGCAACAAAAUUCCAAGAGAACCUCCUGAAGACCAUGGUCCAAAUCGAGAACACAUUCUUCGAGCUGGGCAGGACGUGCCAGAAAAACUGCCUCAUUAUAUGCGACCGGGGGGCGAUGGACGCCAGUGCAUUUAUAUCUAAAGAGAAAUGGGAAGCUAUGCUGGCGGCCAACAACUGGAACAGCGUGGAGCUGCGGGACAACCGGUACAACCACAUCGUGCACAUGGUGUCCGCUGCGAACGGGGCUGAGGACUUCUACUCCACUGAGGACCACGCAUGUCGCUCAGAAGGCGUAGAGCUAGCGCGGGAACUGGACUACAACGCGGCGGCCGCGUGGAUCGGCCAUCCGUACUUCGACGUCAUCGACAACUCCACCGACUUCGACAAGAAGAUGAACCGGCUCAUAGCUUGCGUCUGCCAGAAGAUCGGCAUCGACACCGGUGACCGACUCAACGUGAACUCGAAGAAACGCAAGUUCCUCGUCAAAAUGCCGCUGCCCCCCGACUCCGCCUUCCCCCCCUUCCAAGACUUCGACGUUGUCCACAACUACUUGCAGAGCGAUGUCCGUAAAGCCCAAGUCAGACUGCGCAAGCGCGGUCAGAAAGGCCACUGGUCGUAUAUCCACACGCUGAGGAAAUUCCACCCGACCAAUCGCCAGUCGGUGGAAGUGCGCACGCAGUUGACUCAUAGGGAUUACCUCAACCUCCUACCGCAGCGAGACGACGCUCACUUCACGAUAUUCAAGAAGAGGCGCUGCUUUAUUUACAACAACCAGUACUACCAGUUGGACAUUUAUAGGCAGCCCACACAUCCAAGGUGCCGAGGUUUGGUAUUACUCGAGACAUACAGCGCUGAUUACGACCAAAAGACUCUUCUGGAGUCGUUGCCAAAGUUCCUGUCCAUAGAGAAAGAGGUCACUGGAGACCACGCCUACUCUAUGUACAAUCUAUCGCUCAAGGAGGAUUGGAAGACGUCAAAAAAGUAUUACGCAGGCGCUGAUAGCAAUGGACAUUCUAAGUGGUCGCUGAAUGGCCAUAGCGAUAAGCCCGAUAAGCAUGAUAGUCACCGCGGCAAGGCGAACGGGGUCGAUAAGCCGAAUGGCCACUCCAAGAUGGCCAACGGCCUCGACUCUAAACUGAACGGCAUCAAUGGCCACGCGACCAACGGAGCCCCGGAGGUCACUGACCUGCAGACCUUCCCGGGGAACCACAGAAUGGAUCUCGGAUCACCAAAGAUACCCAAGGUCGCUCUUAAGAUAUGAAUAGAAGUAAUUUAUACUACUUAAGAUAUGAAAAUUCCACUUUGUAACACUUCGAUAUACACCAAACUGUUUAAAUUAAUGUUAAGAGUGAUUUUAAGUACUAUUUAGAAUCAAAUGAAGUAUUUGGUCUCCUCCGACAGAUCAGCGCUGUAUAUUGUAUUUCUUCACUUUAUAUUAUGUAUAUACGAAGAACGCCAAAUGAAAUAUAUUUUUGUAGUAUACCUUGAGCAUGACAUGACAUUUUAUGUAUAUUUUUUGUGGAAAAGACGCAUUAAAAAUGUCACUGCACUGCAAUUGUACAAAUUAUUAUAUUUCACAAAUGUAUGGGAUAGUUUUGUAUUGUUUGUGCCUUUACAUAGUACGGUAUACAACUGUAAUAUUUAUAAAUACUAUAUUGAUUGCAGUGUCAUGUAAAGUACUGAAUGAACUAUUAAGAUGUAAAUUUUAUUUAUCGACUAUGUAACAGUGAUCGAAGGGGUAUCUAUGCUGUUAAUUAUUGAAAGCAUCUUAGAUUUGGUCCUGUCUUGCUUAAAGUCUGUACUGGUCCGGAGUAUCUUAAAAAAAUGUAUGACAUUAGUAACUUUUAUCAUUUAUGCUAGUAUUUGAUUCUAUAGACUUCAUUUCAUUUUAAUGUUAUUUAUAAACUUAUUUUAUAUUAUAAUUAGUGACACUUUUAUCUUACCGCAGGUAUUGAAUGCCGUUGCAACUCAAAAUGAAUUUGUUGAAUAUCUUUAUAUUAUAGUAUUUUUAUGAUAGUAGCGAUCAUCGUACCUGAAGUAAUAAAUUACUGAAUGUUAGAAAACUAGGUAUCAAUUUCCUGUCAUUGUGUGUGAUUAGAUUUUCGAAUCUAGAGCUGGAAUUUUUAUAAUUCUAUCACUCACGUGAAAGCUGGUCGGAUCGCUAUUUAUUUUAAUUUAAUAAUUGACUAGAUAAACGUUUUGAACAAUCUCAUUGUCGUGUCGUCGUCGAUGUAGUAGUAAUUUUUCGGGGUCCAAAGUUACUAAAGCGAUUGGUCUCCAUAAUUUAUUUCAUUAGUGGCCUUUUCAUGUUAAAAACUUAAUUUUAAUACAUAGAUCAAAUAGAUGUUGCAAAUUCGUAUUUUUGUUGUGAAUAGGGAACUUAUAGUACUUAUAUGCGGCAAGAUAGAUACAUUAUAAUGUAUUUUACAGAAGUAUUUAAGCCACCGUUAUACUUAAGGAGAAGGACGUGAUGUAUGUUGAGUAAUUGUAGUUUUGGCGGAAGUCCACGUUAGCAUGAUUAUGGCUGUGCUGUGUUGUAGAGCGUGCGCUCCACAGAGCUAGGAAGCGCUGGCAGACACGCCGCGCAACAGAUUAUACAAUUAUUUCACCUGAUUGCACCACAUUAUGGUCAUAAAUUAUUUGUAUUGCUAUCAUUUAAAUAUCUUCAUUAAUUUUAUACAUUACACAAGACUGUGAUGUUAUUAACAUACGAUUGUAUGUUUAUGUACUUAUUUUUGGUGCAACUAUGAAAACUGAAUAGCUUUUUGGAUGUAAAACCCAAAACUGCAUGGCUGUAUUCGGCAUUAUUUCUUAAUAAAGAGAAAUGCAUUAUGCUA
Messenger RNA from Plodia interpunctella (Indianmeal moth), 3283 nucleotides. RefSeq names its product TRPL translocation defect 14 (gene Ttd14). Gene Ontology annotation, biological process: photoreceptor cell maintenance. Lineage: Eukaryota; Metazoa; Arthropoda; Insecta; Lepidoptera; Pyralidae. Gene Ontology annotation, molecular function: phosphatidic acid binding; GTP binding; phosphatidylinositol binding. The record is from RefSeq and is a predicted model, not a curated record. The transcript is spliced from 10 exons. Bases 169 to 1707 code for a protein of 512 amino acids.